Oreochromis aureus is the source of this 3511-nucleotide messenger RNA. RefSeq names its product MAM and LDL-receptor class A domain-containing protein 1-like. The record is from RefSeq and is a predicted model, not a curated record. The coding region runs from base 4 to 3471 and encodes 1155 amino acids. Lineage: Eukaryota; Metazoa; Chordata; Actinopteri; Cichliformes; Cichlidae. Gene Ontology annotation, cellular component: membrane. Gene Ontology annotation, molecular function: protein binding. The transcript has 24 exons.
UACAUGGCAGUGGAACCUAACCGGGGUGAUCAAAUGAGCCCUGCUACCCUCCAGAGUCCCUCCAUGAAACAGGCUAGCACCACCUGCAUACUACACUUCUUCUACAACAUGUAUGGAGAGGAUGCAGAAGAGCUGAAUGUGCUACUGAAGGAGGGAUCCAGGACCACCAGGCUGUGGUGGUUAUCUGGUAACCAUGGAGAUUCAUGGCACCACGGUGAAGUAACGAUUGGCAGAAUACCUCAGGACUUCACCAUCCUGUUUGAGGCCUCCAGGACCUUCGAUAUGCCCAGAUACAUCGCUAUUGAUGAUGUGGACUUCACCAACUGCAGCCUGCCUGAGCCACAGCCUCAGUGUCCUGAGGGUGUGUUCACAUGCAACAACAGCGUGUGUGUGGACACCAACCAUGUGUGUGACUUCAGCGAUGAUUGUGGAGACUGGUCUGAUGAAAACAACUGUGAGGUACAAGGUGUGUUGGAGCGAUGCAGCUUUGAACACAGUCUGUGUUCCUGGGCAGCGAGUGAUGUGGAUACAUCCGGAGCUGAGUGGACGGAUCACAAAGGAGAGGACGCCUGGCCCCACCACGGGCCUCACAGGGACCACACACAAAAUUCUGAUGCAGGUCACUACAUUAUACCUGGAACACACCUGACUGCAAGUGGCGAGACAUCAGAGAUUCUGUCCAAAACUUUAUUGCCCAGCUUUAAUUGCACUGUGAGAUUCUUCUACUUCAGCCUGAAUGAUGCUUCAGGACGACUGACUGCACAGUCCAGGACUCUACGGUCCGGUAGUGACGACAGAGUUUUAUGGAUCAGGGAAGCAUCACAAAGCUACAGCUGGCAGAGAGCCGAGGUUACGUUGUCCUCUGCGACCAGCAGCAAGAUUGUCUUUAGGUAUGAGCUCGGCGAUGGUCCCAGAGGUCUGGUUGCACUGGACGAUGUAUCUUUCUCCAGGGAUUGUGUAUUUGACCCCGACAACAGCGAGCUACCUGACCCGUCGUUCACCUCUGCCCCACCAUCAACCUCUAACACACCCACUUCUCCACACUUGACCUCUACUGCCCCAGUAAACCCCUGUCAGGAUAAUGAGUUUUUUUGCUGGCAGUCACCAGGAAAAGUGUGUAUUCUGGCUACCUUGCAAUGUGAUUAUCAUCCAGACUGCCCGCAGGGGGAAGACGAAGCUGGCUGUGGUCCGUGCACGUUUGAGAAUGAUCAGUGCCGAUGGACUGAUGUUAGCGAUGGACAGAGCAAGUGGCAGAGGCAGCGAGCCAGUAACAACACUGAGCCACCCACUGAUCACACUACAGACACAGGCUACUACAUGAGAGUUAAUUUCAGUAAGGGGUCUACACAGAGUGAAGCUCAACUCGAGAGUCCCUCACUGUCUCCUUCGUCCCCCUACUGCCAGAUUCGGUUUCACUUCCACAUCAGUGCAGAGAGUGCUGGGUCACUCAGAGUGCUUAUGCAGCAAGCUGGAGGGAGUGAAGCAAUCUUGUGGUCACGUAGUCACAGCACCGUCUCUCAUUGGAGCCUGGAGCAUCUGCCUCUUGGCCUGCACCAGCAGCCUUAUAAGGUUUUGUUCAGUGGUGUGAAUAAUGCAGCUGCUACUCAAGACCAUGUUGUUGCUGUGGAUGAUAUCUCUUUUCUAAACUGUGAAAAAUCCUACCAACCGCCAGCUCUGGCGUCCUUUGGCUGUUCUUUUGAAGAUGGUCUGUGUGCUUGGGUUCAGGGGGCUGAGGAUCAGCUGGACUGGCUUAGCGGGACAGGUCCUACUCAAACCUCUAACACCGGGCCUGCAGGAGACCACACCAGCAGCAAAGGGAAAUACCUUUACAUCGAGAGUUCCUCACCGAGCAUCAAGGGUGAUUCAGCCCAGCUGAAGUCUUCACUGCUUCCACCUGCUGGUGAAAAAGGAUACUGUUUGUCAUUUUGGUACCACAUGUUUGGAACCACUGUGGGUUCCCUCAAAAUGUUCCUGCAAACAUCUGAUCCCUUAGAGAAAACCCUGGUGUGGCAAAAAUCAGGAAACCAAGGAGAUGAGUGGCUGCAGGUUCAGAGCCAUGUGAUCCUGCAGAAAGUCCACCAGGUUGUUCUGGAGGCAGCAGUGGGGGGAGAGGCUGGAGACAUAGCCAUCGAUGACAUCUCCUUGAGUCUGGGAGGAUGUCCUGUUUCUGAUUUGUGUGACUUUGAGCACGGGAGCUGUAACUGGCAGCAGCAAGCAGCCGGUGAUUCUGAGUGGAUCAGACAUCAGGGAUAUACUCACAACCCUUACACAGGACCAGAGAGCGACCACACCACCAGCACACCUACAGGUCACUACUUCUACCUGCCUUCAUCGUCUACUGACCGAGCUGGCCAGAAAGCUGCAAUGUUUUCAUCGCUGUACCCAGCAGACAAAGGAUCUUGCGUGCAGCUGUGGUACCACAUGUAUGGCAAAGGAAUGGGGACGUUAAAUGUUUACCAGCAAAGUGAAGACGGGAAGGAAGCUCUGAUUUUCUCUCAGACAGGAGACCAGGGCCUUCUGUGGAGGUUUGCUCAGGCUUCUCUUCUGCCUCAGCUUCAUCCUUACAGAAUUGUGGUGGAAGGUGUGAAGGUUGGCCCUACACAGGAGGGGGACAUGGCUAUUGAUGAUGUACAGCUGACUGAUGAUCAGUGUCCUCCUCGUGGAUUUUGUGACUUUGAGAACACGAUGUGUAGCUGGAGCAACCUGGGUGAAGGAGUCGACCAGGGAGAGUGGCUCCGUGGCAGUGGUGGUUCCCCAAACCCACAUACAGGACCCAGUGUGGAUCACACUACUAAUUCCACACAAGGUCACUAUGUUUACGUGGACAGUUUUGUGGGUGAGUGGGGAGACUCAUCCUUCCUGGUCAGUGAUGUUUUACAGCCCUCCACACGAGGGCACUGUCUCACAUUCUGGUACCACAUGUAUGGAAACCAUGUUGGGACUCUCCGUGUCUAUAUAAAUAACUGGAAAAUGCAGGCUGGUGGCGAUGAAGUGGGCCUAUUGAAGUGGACUGAAACAGGAAACAAGGGAGAAAAGUGGCAGAUGGCGAAUGUGUCUGUCACACAUGAUGAAGCAUUCUGGUUUGUGUUUGUGUAUCAGCGAGGCAGGACCGCAGGUGGGGACGUUGCUCUUGAUGACAUCACCAUCGUCCCAGGCAGCUGCUACACAGAGCCUCCCAUUGAUCACUCUGAUAAUAAGGGUAUGAUUGUCGGCCUUGCAGUUGGGCUAAUUGUUCUUGCUGGGAUCAUCAUCUUCAUCGUCCUUGUUAUGCUGAACCAAAAUCAUAAUAAAAUGAAUCAGCAGUUAUUUGUGAACGAUGAUGCGAUUAACCAGAACUCAGUGUUUGACCUGUAUGACUGCAGAAUAGACGGCACGCAACAUAGCACUGAAUCUGACUUCUCCUUCUUUAACAAGAUUUAUGAUCCAUCGCCGCAAGCAAGGGAGGCCGCCACUUCAUCGACUGAUGCUUAGACCAGAUGUUUUUCUGUCAAAAUAAAUAAAAUAAGUAAAA